Messenger RNA from Pongo pygmaeus (Bornean orangutan), 4827 nucleotides. It is a transcript of the gene RAB3D, whose product is annotated as RAB3D, member RAS oncogene family. Bases 853 to 1512 code for a protein of 219 amino acids. Lineage: Eukaryota; Metazoa; Chordata; Mammalia; Primates; Hominidae. The transcript has 5 exons. The record is from RefSeq and is a predicted model, not a curated record. Gene Ontology annotation, molecular function: GTPase activity; GTP binding.
CGAUGUCUCCAGCAAUCCUCCUGCCUCAGCCUCCCAAGUAGCUGGGGUUACAGAUGCACGCCACCAUACCUGGCUAAUUUUUGUUAUUUUUAAUAGAGAUGAGGUCUCCUUACGAUGCCCAAGCUGUUCUCAAACUCCUGGCCUCAAGUGAUUCUCCUGCCUCGGCCUCCCAAACUGCUGUUAUUACAGGCCACCGCGCCUGGCCUAGCCUACUUUAAGGCCGGCAUUGCACUUGACAAACAUAACUCAGAUCAGAAUCCUCCCACAACUCUGUGAGGUUGGGUACUCUUGCUAUGAGCUACUUGACGGAUGGGGAAACUGAGGCUCAAAGAGGUUAAGUAACGCGUCCAAAGCCACAAGACUAGAAAGUGGUGGAGCUGGGACUCGAACCAGGCCCCAGACUCUAUGCUUUUAACAGCCGUGCGUAUAGUAGAAGCUCUUUACAAGCAGUUGGGAAAAUGAGAUGUUGCUUGGCUAGGACGGGCUCUAGACACUUGGUGCAGCUUCCAGCCCCUCCCACCCGCUUUCUGCAAGCCCCGCCCAAGACUCGGCCCCUCUUAGUCCUUCCCCAUCCCCCGCUCCGGGAACGGCCCCUCCUCCGCCUUCUGGGCGGAGCCCGCGCGGGAUCCGGGUGGCUGCAGGCUGCUGGCUUCUGCGGCUGCGGGGUCGGGGUCGCGGCCAGGGCCAAGCCGCAGCGAGUUCACAGGCGGAACCCCUGUAGGCGGCGCCCCCUACGCGAGGUCACCCCUGGGAAGGAGCGCAGCCCACCCGGCCCCUCCGCAUUCGAGCAGGACGCCCGUCUCCUCUCCCUGAAGAUUUCAGGUCUCCCUGUCCCAGGAGGCUUGUGCCAAGAUGGCAUCAGCUGGAGACCCCCAGGCAGGCCCACGGGAUGCAGCAGAUCAGAACUUCGACUAUAUGUUCAAACUGCUACUGAUAGGCAACAGCAGCGUGGGCAAGACUUCCUUCCUGUUCCGAUAUGCGGACGACUCCUUCACGCCCGCCUUCGUCAGUACUGUGGGCAUCGACUUCAAGGUCAAGACCGUCUACCGCCAUGACAAGAGGAUCAAGCUGCAGAUCUGGGACACGGCGGGCCAGGAGCGCUACCGCACCAUCACCACAGCCUACUACCGGGGAGCCAUGGGCUUCCUGCUCAUGUAUGACGUCGCCAAUCAGGAAUCCUUUGCCGCUGUGCAGGACUGGGCCACGCAAAUCAAGACCUACUCCUGGGACAACGCCCAGGUCAUCCUGGUGGGGAACAAGUGUGACCUGGAGGACGAACGUGUCGUGCCUGCAGAGGAUGGCCGGAGGCUCGCCGACGACCUUGGUUUCGAGUUCUUUGAAGCCAGUGCCAAGGAGAACAUCAAUGUGAAGCAGGUCUUCGAGCGCCUGGUGGAUGUCAUCUGCGAGAAGAUGAACGAGUCCCUGGAACCCAGCUCCAGCUCAGGCAGCAACGGGAAAGGCCCAGCCGUGGGGGAUGCUCCAGCCCCCCAGCCCAGCAGCUGCAGCUGCUAGAGAUGGCCCCCAACCCCCCACCCACCCCUCUCCUGCCUCAGCAGGGACUGUGAUCGAGGCAUGAGCCACAGUGGUUAUCUCCAAGCUCAGGGCAAUCCCUUCCCUCCUGUCAACUGCCCCCCGACUCCUGCAUGGCUCAUUCCUUCACAAUGUUGCCGUGGCUGCCAGGUUCCGCAGGCAGCCCCAGUGGGAGGCUACGGACCAUGGGGACUCAGCUCUGCAUGGCAGGCAGGGGCCCGGGGACAUUGGCAUGAGCUUGCUGCUUUCCAGGGUGUGUUAAGGAGGGUGGCCGUGGGUGACACGUCCCACUCUGUCUGAUGGAGGGGCAUCCGUGGUACCUUCUAGCUUAGAACCAUUUUCCAGGUCUCUUCUGGGUUGGGCAGGACUGAUAUUCCCAAGCUGGUGGAAGAUGGUUCAUCUUCUUCCUCGCGUAGUGUGGGUUCUUGGAGUUCAUCCAGGGAAGGCGGCGCCUCUUUCUCAGGUCCUGCAGGCUGGUCUCUGAGCCUGCCCCCACGAACUUUCUGGAUUCCAAGAUGGGAUGGUGAUUUUGACCCCUGCAGACCCUCUGCUUGCAAAAACCAGCAUUAAAGCGGCUUUUCCCCAUUGUAGAAGGGACAGGGAGUCAGAUCCCCUCAAUCCCCCCGGCUUCAGGGACCCCAGAAGUGCCUUCCAAGCUUCCCCCAAGAUCCACAUCACCCACGACCUGCCACUGUUUUUGCUGUGUUCACCGGAUCUCUGAUCCUGAAUUUAAUUCUGGAACUAUGGACCACAUUAGAUGGGGCAGAGAUUUGCCCAACCCCUAGCACUCUGGUUCUGGGCUCUCGGCCAGAAGUUAAUUAACCUCAGAGCCAGGAGCCUGGGGCCUCCCUCCCAGGCCCCGUUUAGCUGGUUGUGUUUUAAGCAAGUUCUUGCCCAAUCAUACAUCCUGCUAGAAAAGGAAAUGAAGCAACGUUCCCAGCCACCACAGGCAGUUGUCGGCGACUUUCUGAUGUAAGCUCCUCCGACUUGAGGGGGGCCCUUCGACACCCAACGUCCAUUUCCCAAUCCUUGUCAUUGGCAGGGCCCAGGGAUGUGACAAUUUUUGCUAAUGGAGGAGUCACUUUUUUUUUUUUCUUUUUGAGAUGGUCUCGCUCUCUCGCCCAGGCUGGAGUGCAGUGGUGCAAUCAUAGCUCAUCACAGCCUCAAACCUAGGGGUCACUUCUAAGGGAUGCUGGGGGUUGGGUGGAAGGGGUGAGGAGGUAGGAUUGAGUAACUUGCUGUCAUUGCUUGUACUUUGUAGACAGCCUGAGAGUGGCGGGCCCUUAUGUGAAUGGGGGGGAUGGGCUGUGAUCAGUGCCGGGGGGUUCCCUGAAGCUGGGGUCCCCACCUCCAGGGGCUUCUGCUCAGAGGUUAUGUGUGCAGUUUGAAGAUGUACGUCUUGACCUCCAGUUUAGAGGCACUUUCUGCCCAUCAGAUUCCAAACUCUAGGGGCGCAGCACCUCUUCUUUGCUCCCAAACACCAACCAACGCCCCUUAACAGGACCAGCACUGUUAGGAUGGCUAAGCGGAUGUUUUAUGUUCCCACCUCCCCGACUCUGUUUCAGAGGUUGUGUCUGCUCCCCCAGCCCCUGAAGCCAAAAUGACUUCCUGCAGCUUUCAUGAGCUCAGCCUCUUCCCUGGGGUAUGUGUGAGGGGGGAAAGCCUGGUUCAAGUUUAGAUUUAUUUCUAGGGAGCCCUGGUUUCUUCAUACCAGAGGCUACCCUUAGAACUUUGGAGUGAGGGUAUCUUUUUUUGUGGUUUUUUUGAUACAGAGUCUCGCUCUGUCGCCCAGGCUGGAGUGCGGUGGCACAAUCUCAGCUCACUGCAACCUCCACCUCCAGGGUUCAAGUGAUUCUCCUGCCUCAGCCUCCCGAGUAGCUGGCAUUACAGGCACCUGCCACCACACCUGGCUAAUUUUUGUAUUUUUAGUAGAGAAGGGGUUUCACCAUGUUGGUGAGGCUUGUCUCAAACUGACUUCAAGUGAUCCACUUGCUUCGGCCUCCCAAAGUGCUUGAAUUACAGGCGUGAGCCAUCACGCCCAGCCGAGGGUAUCUUUUAUACCAACAAAUUAGAUGACUGAGGUGAAAUGGACAAAUCCUAUACGCACACCAAGUGAGGGUAUCUGAGUAUGUGGGCGGGAGUCAAAAAUUUUUAGUUACUUUAACACUAAAGUCAAACUAAAGCAGCUUCAAAAAGACUUAAGAUGCAAUAUGGCCUGCUGAGGUUUUUGUUUGUUUGUUUGCUUGUUUUUUUUAAGACAGAGAGUCACUCUGUUGCCCAGGCCGGAGUGCAGUGGCAUGAUCUCAGCUCACUGCAACCUCCACCUCCUGGGUUCAAGCGAUUCUCCUGUCUCAGCCUCCUAAGUAGCUGGGACUACAGGCACCUGCCACCACGCCCAGUUAAGUUUUGCAUUUUUAGUAGCGACAGGGUUUCACCUUAUUGGCCAGGCUGGUUUUGUUGGCCAAUUGUCUCUAAACUGCUGUCAAAAAAAGGAAUGGAUCAGAUUGUCUUGAAUAGGGCAGAGCUAACCUGUAAUCACCUGUGUGAUGUGAAACAGCUUUGACUGCAUCUUACUCCUGACCUGGCCUAAGCUUUCUGUUUACAUAAGAUUUUUCAAGAAUUCAACUUCAAGUAGCAGCGGAGAGAGCUGCCUCAGGAUUCUCUCAAAAACUGGGAAUAAUAUGGGAACAUUUGUUUCUUCUAAAAAUAAGGCAAAUGUUACAUUGAAUGAUUUGGGGGAUGAGGUUUAAUUGGAAAUGGUCUCUGGGGACUGAAAACUGAUGUUUUUGCAGAUUACCUCAGGGAAACGGAGGUUUGUUGAGUUUACAGACACAUUUAACCAAAGGCCGUGGGAAAACCCCUCUCCAGCUCCAGGGGAUUGAAGUCAGGAACACCCACUAACCAGUGCCUUCCUUCUUAACAUUCACUUUUAGCAGCUUGUGUUUACAUGGGCAGUUUUGAUGGGAAAUUGCCAUGACCACAGCGGUUUGGAGUUCUGGGUUUUUUUUUUUCUUCUUUUUCGGGGGACUGGGGGACUCCUCCCAAGAUCACAUUUUAGCAUCUUUCUCUCCUACUCCAUUUAGAAAAACAAGUAAAGGGUGAAAUGUGGUCUCAGUGUUAACGCGAUAAUUCCGCUACUGGCUCCUCCCUGAUGAUUCUGAAAUACACUACUGAACGAGCUCUGGCUGGUCCUUUCUAUCCUGGAUGUGGUUCUUCUGUGUAGCAAUUCCUUGAUGUCCAGUUUGGAAAGAUGUACUCUUUUCUCGACCAGAAAAAAUUAAAUCCGUCAUGCCCAAA